UUUGUGGUAAAAAAAAAAAAAAAGCCUGAAACGUGAAAUAAUCAAAUACGGUUCCAUCAUCUCGAUUUGGAUAACAAAGCAACAGAACGCUGAUAACGCAGAGGCGGUUGUUCUUGGUUGGUGCGAAGGGGGAAAAAAAUAGAAGAUGGUGUUCUACUUCAAAGCCCGCCCAGAUGCAGGCGAUUACACCAUCUUUAUGGGCCUCGACAAGUUCGAGAACGAGGAGCUCAUCAAAUAUGGAUUUCCCGAAGAUAUCUGGUUCCAUGUGGAUAAAAUGUCUUCUGCCCAUGUUUAUGUAAGACUGCACAAGGGUCAGACUAUAGAUGAUAUAAGUGAAGGUUUACUUGAGGAUUGCGCCCAGCUUGUCAAAGCAAAUUCCAUUCAAGGCAACAAGGUAAAUAAUGUUGAUGUUGUAUAUACACCUUGGGCCAAUUUAAAGAAAACUGCUUCCAUGGACGUCGGCCAAGUUGGUUUCCACAAUCCAAAGAUGGUUCGGACUGUGAGGGUAGAGAAGCGGAUAAAUGAGAUUGUCAAUAGAUUAAACAAGACAAAAGUUGAAAGAAAGCCUGAUUUGAAAGCCGAGCGAGAAGCAGUGGGCGCAGCUGAAAGAGCAGAGCGGAAGGUUCAGCAGAGAGAUAAAAAACGUCGUGAAGAAAUGGACAGGCUUGCAAAGGAGAGGCAAGCAGAGAUACGAAGUUACAAGGGUUUAAUGGUAUCUGAGAAUAUGACAUCAAACAAAGAGAUUGCUUCGGGAAACAAGUCCUUGCAGGAAUUGGAAGAGGACUUCAUGUGAGUGACUGGGUGUCUGUCUGUGUGGUUCUCAUUAUCUCAUGUUCAGUAAAAUACUCCAUGGCACCCCUCUUAUGGAAGGGGCUUGUCGUUCAUUUACAUGGCCUUUCAAGUCAUUUUCCUCUUGAACAAAUUACCUUUUUCAAAGCUGUGAUUUAUGUUUAUUGUGAUGUGGGUGAUUGAAAGAAAAUCUGUACCCGGUGUUUAGAAAGAUACUUGGGAGUUGUCUUCAUUUAAGUUUUGGUUAUUUUGGUUGGGA
Tripterygium wilfordii is the source of this 1048-nucleotide messenger RNA. RefSeq names its product coiled-coil domain-containing protein 25-like. The transcript is spliced from 6 exons. Lineage: Eukaryota; Viridiplantae; Streptophyta; Magnoliopsida; Celastrales; Celastraceae. The coding region runs from base 146 to 793 and encodes 215 amino acids. The record is from RefSeq and is a predicted model, not a curated record.